This is a messenger RNA of Cokeromyces recurvatus, 821 nucleotides long. RefSeq lists its product as uncharacterized. Lineage: Eukaryota; Fungi; Mucoromycota; Mucoromycetes; Mucorales; Mucoraceae. The transcript has a single exon. The record is from RefSeq and is a predicted model, not a curated record. The annotation marks the transcript as partial.
CCACUACAACAACAACAACAAUAUGAACAAGAUGAAAAGAGUGCCCAGUUAAAGAAAAUGGAACGUGAAAAGAAACAAAGAGAAAUGAAACAAGCACGUUUAUUAAAUGCAAAGGAUUCGGCCUUUGAGUAUUCGAUGGAAAGAAAAUACUCCUCAAUCGAUGAAGAAAAAUCACAUGUUCAAGAUACAAUUCAAAGAUCAAUAAAUAAAAAGGAUAUUGAUUGGGAAGAUUGGGAUUUAGAGUCAACACCUCGAAGUAUUAAUGAAAUAGGGCUUUUGUCAGAUGAGAGGAUUAGAGCAGCUAGGGCAAGAGGUGAAUUUGAUGAUUUACCAGGACGUGGGAAACCAUUACCUGAAGAUCCUUUGAUGCAUAAUCCAUUCAUUGAUCGAACAGAGUACUUUUUAAACCGUAUUGUACAAAGAAAUGGGGCCGCUCCACCAUGGAUCAUUAUGCAGCAGGAGGUAGAUACAGAGAUAACUACGUUACGAUCACAAAUGAACUCCGCCUUUAAACGUUGUAUGGGUGAAGCUAAACGCGAAUUUGCUGAUAUUCACAAGUCAUCCUUAUUAAAGCAAUUUGAAAAAAUGGAAAAGACGUUUUUCGAUAAAGAGGUGAAUCGACUUAAUAAGCGACUACGAAGUUAUAAUGUGAUGUGUCCAGGACCCGUUAGAAAACCAUUACUUGAUUUAGAAAAAGAAAUUAAAAUUAUACUUGAAAAGCAUGGUUUUAAAUAGAAAAAGAAUAGAAUUUUGUAUAUAAUAAUAAUAAUGAUAAUAAUGAAUAUAUUUUUGUGUAUAUAAUAUAAAUAAAUAAAUAAAAU